AAAGUGCUGGGAUUACAGGUGGUCACACUUGUCCUCUAGUUCCCUUUUGUAAGUAAAGUAUAAAUAGAACCAGGCAAAGGUAGUAAGUCGUCUGUGCCUAAAAAGAAAGAAAAAAGCACCAGUAGUUCUCACCAGAAGGGGUGAUUUUGCCUACCAGGGGACAUUUGGCAAGUCAGGAAACAUUUUUGGCUGUUGGAUCUAGAAGGUAAAGGUCAGUGAUGCUGCUAAACAUCCUUCAGUGCAUAGGACAGCCUUCACAAAUAAUUAUUUGGUCAAAGAUAUCUGUCCUGCUGCAGCUGAGAAACCCUGUCUUACGGUUAUUUCUUCAGGAAUAGGAAAUUAAGAUUCACUGAUACUGAGUUUUUCAAAAAAGCAAUCUUAUUUUUGAAAUUAUUCCUUGGCUUGAAAGGUUUGUGAAGUUUAUAUAGCUGAACCAAAAUAGCAUAAUUAGUUUUUAGUGAAUUGUGAGCCAUCGAUUCCCAGGAGAUAGUUGUCAUAGAAUCAUGGAUUCUUGGAUUUGGGAAAGACUUAUGCCUAGAAUUAUUUUACGUCAUUUCUGCUAAGUGGUAAUUCGCCUCUGCCCUAAAGAUCCUCUAUAUUUGAUUUCCCUAUAAUUGUAAGCCCACAAUUAAACUGCUCUUAAUUAAUUUUUGCUUACACUGAGCACCAAUGUCUCAUAAUUUUGACUGUUAAAUGUGAUUCUAUGACGUCGGACUACACUCAAAAGCUGGCCACAUGUGUAAUUUGUACUAGGACAGUGUUUAUAUUUUUGUUUUGAUAAUAACAAAGUAAGUUAAACGUGGUGUAAAUUAGAUCAUUUAAAAUAAUUUGUUAGCAGCUUUUAAUAAGUAGUAUUGUAGUAUUUUCCCUAACUGGUGAAGUGUUAAUGUUCUCGGUACUUGAAAACAAUAGGAAUGUAUGGAAUAUAUGGUUCAUUGGUUCUUUUGUCCCUGUCAAAUAAUGGCACAAUGGAUCUGUGGUUUUUAAAGUACUUUCUCAGUAUAAUGCUGGCAUAUUUGUUUCAAAUUGUGCAUAGACUCUAAAAAGUGAGGUUUUCAAAUUCUGGUCAGUAUAGUUUGCUUUAAAUAGUAGCUACCUCUACUACAAGUUUUAUUUAAUUUGUUCACAAAUGAGUCUGCUAUGAAAACUGGUCCUGUUGCCAGUCACUACCCUCUGUCCUCAAACUUGCUAGGCUUAUAAAUACAGGUAUCAUUUUCACAUCAAGAUUAUACUUUUAGAAUAUGUUUAUUCUAGGACAUGUAGCCCUCAAAAUCUUCUUAAGAUAUACGUCUUAUAAAAUAGCAUGGUUCUUUUUUAUAGUAAAUAGAAUUUUUAUUUAAUUGUCUGUUAACUUUUUUUUUCCAGGGUUCAUUGAAAAAAAUCCUUAGUGAUAUUGACAUGUUUCAAGUGACAUAAAUUAGCCAAUGACUCGGAAUGAUGGAUUCCCCGAAGAUUGGAAAUGGUUUGCCAGUGAUUGGACCAGGGGCUGAUAUAGGGGUAUCUUCACUCCACAUGGUGGGGUAUUUGGGAAAAAAUUAUGAUCCAGCUAAAGUUCCAUCUGAUGGGUAUUGCCCUGCUUGUAGAGAGAAGGGAAAGUUAAAAGCCUUAAAGACUUACCGAAUUAGUUUUCAAGAAUCUAUCUCUCUAUGUGAGGAUCUGCAGUGCAUUUAUCCUUUGGGCUCUAAAUCACUUAAUAACCUAAUUUCUCCUGAUUCAGAAGAAUGUCACACUCCACAUAAGCCUCAAAAAAGGAAGAACCUGGAAAGCAGCUAUAAAGAUUCACUUCUUUUAGCAAAUUCCAAAAAGACUAGAAAUUGUAUUGUUACUGAUAAUGAACAAAUUUUGAACAGCAAACAUAAUGGAGAAGUAUAUGAUGAAAACUCAUCAAACUUACCUGGUAGUAAUGGUCAACAGAAUCCAAUUAGGACAGCUGAUUCCUUGGAGCCAAAUGAGAUUUUGGAAGCUGAUACUGUUGACAUGGCUACUACAAAAGAUCCUGCUACGGGGGAUGUUUCUGGAACUGGCAGACCUUCCCUUCAAAGCGAAGGAUGUACAUCUAAACUGGAAACGCCGUUGGAGAGGAAAUGUACAUCAUUUCCCCAGACUCUGUGUGUCCAGUGGAAAAAUGCUUAUGCUCUCUGUUGGUUGGACUGUAUCCUGUCAGCUUUGGUGCACUUGGAAGAGUUAAAGAACACCGUGACUGGACUCUGUUCGAAGGAGGAAUCUGUGUUCUGGCUGUUGUUUACAAAAUAUAAUCAAGCAAAUAGACUUCUAUAUACCAAUCAAUUGAGUGACGUUAAAGAUGGAGAUUGUAAAAAACUUACCUCAGAAAUAUUUGCAGAGAUAGAGACCUGUCUGAAUGAAGUUAGAGAUGAAAUUUUUAGUAGACUUCAGCCCCAGCUUAGAUGCACAUUAGGUGAUAUGGAAAGUCCUGUGUUUGCAUUUCCCCUGCUCUUAAAACUAGAACCCCGUAUUGAAAAGCUUUUCCUAUCUUCUUUUUCUUGGGACUUCAAAUGUUCACAGUGUGGACAUCAAUAUCAAAACAGGUGUAUGAAGAGUCUGAUCACCUUUACAAAUGUCAUCCCUGAGUGGCACCCACUUAAUGCUGCCCAUUUUGGUCCAUGUAACAAUUGCAGCAGUAAAUCACAAAUAAGAAAAAUGAUAUUGGAAAAAGUAUCUCCCAUAUUCAUGUUGCACUUUGUAGAAGGCUUACCACAGAAUGACUUGGAGCAUUAUGCAUUUCAUUUUGAAGGCUGUCUUUACCAAAUAACUUCGGUAAUUCAGUAUCAAGCAAAUAAUCAUUUUAUAACAUGGAUUUUAGAUGCUGAUGGAAGUUGGCUGGAAUGUGAUGACUUAAAAGGCCCAUGUUCUGAGAGGCAUAAGAAAUUUGAAGUGCCUGCUUCAGAGAUACAUAUUGUUAUUUGGGAAAGAAAAACAUCCCAAGUGACAGAUAGAGAAGCUGCCUGCCUUCCACUUAGAAAGACUAAUGACCAACACGCUGUCGGUAAUGAGGAACCAGUAUCUUCAACGUCCCUUUCUGUGGGUGAUGCUGCCUCAGCUGACACAGCCUCAGUAACUCACCCUAAAGAUACAUCAGUCGCCCAUCAUACUCUUUCACAGGACUCAGCUGUAACUCAUGGAGAGCACGCACUUUCAGGUUCCAAAGGUUUGGUUGACAAUAUUUUACCUUUGAUACUUGAAGAAACUACCCACAAAACAGCCUCAGUUUCACAGUUAAAUUCUGAAGCUUUCCUGUUAGAAAAUACACUUGUAGCAGAAAAUACAGGGAUUCUCAAAACAAGUACUUUGCAAUCACGAGAAUCACUAAUGGCUUCUUCAGUAUCAGCUCCAUUGAAAGAAAAGCUUAUCCAGGACCAAUUUGUAAGCAUAAGUUUUCCAUCCCAAGUUGUAACUACCAACAUGCAGUCAGCACGGCUGAAUAGAGAAGGUACUGUAAGUACGAAAUUUGUGAGUAACACUCAUGCUACUGGUCUUACACAGGCAGUGAAGUCAGUAGAAAUUGAGAGGGAUGCUCAGUUAAAACAGGUCCCUACACCCAAAACUGAACAAUUAAAACCAGAACAUGUCACAUCUCAGGUAUCUAAUUUGAAGAAAGAAGAAACUACAGCAGAUUCUCUGACCGCAUCUAGGUUACUACAGAAUCAGUCUCUGAAAGAAAAUCAGAAGAAGCCAUUUGUGGGCAGUUGGGUUAAAGGCUUAAUAAGCAGAGGUGCUUCUUUUAUGCCACUCUGUGUUGCAGCUCAUAAUAGAAACAGUAUAACUGAUUUACAACCUGCAGUUAAAGGGGUAAAUAAUUUUGGUGGCUUUAAAACUAAAGGUAUAAAUCAGAAGGCCAGCCAUGUAUCCAAGAAAGCUCGUAGGAGUGCGACUAAGCCUCCUCCCAUCAGUAAGCCACCAGCAGUCCCUCCGUCGUCUGAUGGCACAGCUGCCCCCCUGCAUGCUCAUGCUGCUUCAGAAGUUUUGGAAAAGUCUGGAAGCACCUCAUGUAGCACUCAACUCAAGCACAGUUCUCAUGGAAAUGGUGUUUCUUCAUCAAACCAUGAAGACUUGGUGGAAGGUCAGAUUCAUAAACUCCGUCUAAAACUUCGCAAAAAACUGAAGGCACAAAAGAAGAAAUUAGCUGCUCUAAUGUCUUCCCCACAAAGUGGAACAGCUCCAAGUGAAAAUCUAGAACAGGUGUCCCAGGGUGGGUCUCCAAAUGAUUGUGAAUCAAUAGAGGACUUGUUAAAUGAGCUACCUUAUCAAAUUGAUAUUGCCAGUGAGUCUGCAUGCACCAGUGUUCCUGGUGUUUCCCUGUAUGGUAGUCAAACUCAUGAAGAAAUUUUAGCAGAAUUAUUGUCUCCUACAACUGCUGUUUCAGCAGAGCCGUCAGAAAAUGGGGAAGGUGACUUUAGGCAUUUGGGAAUGGGAGAUAGUGAUAUCCCAUCACCAGUACCAAGUGAAUUAAAUGAUGUUUCCCAGAACACACAUCUGAGACAGGACCAUAAUUAUUGUAGCCCCACCAAGAAAAAUCCAUGUGAAGUUCAGCCAGAUUCUCUGACAAAUAAUGCCUGCGUUAGAACAUUAAACUUGGAGAGUCCCAUAAAGAAUGGUAUUUUUGAUGAGUUUUUUCCACCCUCAUCAUUAAGUGCUUUAGCAAGUGACCCAUUAGAUCUACCUCAUUUUGAUGAAUAUCUGUUUGAGUAUUGAAUAAAUGCUUGUUAACUUUUUUCAUGUAAUAUUUAUUAUUCUUAGAACUUACUAUGUGUUCAGGUAGUGUUUAUACACUGGACUUGUGUAAUUACUUGUGUAAUAACCAUGAACAAAAUGGAAGGUUUUACCUUUGGUUCUGCGCUUGGAGCAUGUAGUCUGUCACACAAAUUAAAAUCAUUCAAUGUGUU
This is a messenger RNA of Saimiri boliviensis boliviensis (Bolivian squirrel monkey), 4901 nucleotides long. RefSeq names its product ubiquitin specific peptidase like 1 (gene USPL1). Gene Ontology annotation, molecular function: SUMO binding. Gene Ontology annotation, cellular component: Cajal body. The record is from RefSeq and is a predicted model, not a curated record. NCBI's taxonomy places the organism in Eukaryota, Metazoa, Chordata, Mammalia, Primates, Cebidae. Gene Ontology annotation, biological process: protein desumoylation; Cajal body organization.